Messenger RNA from Postia placenta MAD-698-R-SB12, 3657 nucleotides. RefSeq lists its product as hypothetical. The transcript is spliced from 19 exons. The record is from RefSeq and is a predicted model, not a curated record. Gene Ontology annotation, biological process: intracellular calcium ion homeostasis. Gene Ontology annotation, cellular component: endoplasmic reticulum membrane. Lineage: Eukaryota; Fungi; Basidiomycota; Agaricomycetes; Polyporales; Adustoporiaceae. Gene Ontology annotation, molecular function: ATP binding; P-type ion transporter activity; ATP hydrolysis activity. The coding region runs from base 1 to 3657 and encodes 1218 amino acids.
AUGGGGCGUUACUCAAGCGCCCACGGUCUUCACGAGAAGGCGACCGUUAAGGUCGACUCGUCCGAAAUCGUGGGGGCAACCCUGCACAUUGCUCUGCCAUGGUACUUGCAUCUUUACACCGUACCUUGCCUCGCGCUCUACCCGCUUCUUGCGUACACAUACUACAUCAAGUAUGAUGAUUGGCUGCAGAGUGAGGAAUGGACGUUCCUGGCCUGCAUCACGGUGGGCGUGACGCACGCACUUAGCUUCUUGUCGACAAAAUGGAGCACCGGUGCAAAAGCACGUAUCACGGCUCGCCAGGCUGCGUCGAUAGAGCAGGCAGAUUGCAUUCGCAUCCUCCCUGCCCCACACCGUGGACACGGCGAGAUCGUACCGCUUGUCAAGAAGGUGCCUGGUGAUCCGUCGACGUAUUCGUUCAACUAUCAACGUGACACCUACGUCCUCACGUCCUCGUCUCCCAUUGUUUUCGCCCGCCUGCCAUACCCGUCGUCUUCACGUCCUGCGUUGUCGACAUUCAAGUCGCGCAAGGGCUUGCCCUCUGCAGUUGUUCCUGGCACCAUAUCCCUCUACGGCAAAAACGAGUUCGACAUUCCCAUCCCAACGUUCACGGAGCUUUUCUCGGAGCAUGCGACGGCGCCAUUCUUCGUCUUCCAGAUCUUCUGUGUUGCGCUAUGGUGCUUGGACGAAUACUGGUACUACAGUCUCUUCACACUUUUCAUGCUUGUAGUCUUCGAGUGUACGGUUGUGUGGCAGCGUCUGCGGACGUUGACUGAGUUCCGAACGAUGUCGGUCGCGCCAUACCCUAUCCAAUGCAAGCGAGACGGAAAAUGGGCAACAAUCCAGUCGGACGAAUUGCUGCCCGGUGACGUCGUCUCAGUUGUCAGGCACCAGGCAGAAACCAACAUCCCAGCGGACAUACUUCUGCUUAAGGGCGCGUGCAUCGUGAAUGAGGCCAUGUUGUCCGGUGAAUCUACACCGCUGCUCAAGGAAUCCAUCGCGCUGUUUGAGGAGCAGGAGCGUUUGGACGUCGAUGGGACCCAUAAGAACCAGGUGUUAUUCAGUGGAACAAAACUCCUACAGGCGGAUGGAGGCGACACACCCGACGGUGGUUGUCUGGGCAUCGUGCUCCGCACGGGAUUCGGAACCGCCCAGGGGCAACUCGUGCGCACCAUGAUCUUCUCGACUGAACGGGUGUCUGCGAACAACUUCGAGUCGUUCCUCUUCAUUGGGUUCCUCCUGAUUUUCGCCAUUGCUGCGAGUUGGUAUGUUUGGGUCAAAGGCAUCGAACGCGAGCUGAAGAAGUCGAAGUUGCUGUUGGACUGUGUGCUCAUCAUCACGAGUGUCGUCCCGCCCGAGCUGCCUAUGGAGCUCUCCCUCGCGGUCAAUGCGUCGCUCGUUGCCCUUUCGAAACACGCCAUCUUCUGUACGGAACCGUUCCGCAUCCCAUUUGCAGGGCGCGUCGAUGUUUGCUGCUUCGAUAAGACAGGCACAAUCACCGCAGAGAACCUCGAGGUCAAGGGUGUUGCGGGUAUUGACCCCGCAGAUCGCCUUCGUUUGGUCGACGUGACGCAGACAAGCAGAGAGACGACUUACACGCUCGCGGCAGCGCAUGCGCUUGUGCGCCUCGAAGAUGGCCUCAUUGUCGGCGACCCAAUGGAGAAGACCGCCGUCGACGCGCUUAACUGGCAACUGAGCAAGGGCGAUAGUGUAUCAAGUGCAGACCCGAACGCGCCACACCGGGGCACCCUCAGCAUUCGCAGACGCUUCCAGUUCUCGUCCGCGUUGAAACGCAUGUCUACUGUUUCGACCCUAUCAGGAGGGAAAACGAUUAUGGCCGUCAAGGGUGCGCCGGAGACGAUCAAAUCCAUGCUCGCGACUGUACCGGAUUUCUAUGAUGAUACGUAUAAGUGGUACACCUGCCGUGGCAGCCGCGUACUUGCGCUAGGCUACAAGGAGACAGAAAGCAUGUCGCAGGACAAGAUCAAUAAGCUCACAAGAGAUGCGGUUGAGAGCUCGCUGACGUUCGCUGGAUUCUUGGUCUUCCAUUGCCCGCUGAAGCCGGAUGCGAUUGAAACGCUGAAGAUGUUGAUUGACUCGUCUCACCGCUGCGUCAUGAUUACUGGUGACAACCCGCUCACCGCUGUGCAUGUUGCUCGUGAUGUCGAGAUCGUCGAUCGCGAAGUACUCAUUUUGGACCUGAAAGAGGAUGCAAAACAUGAUGCAGACCUUGUCUGGCGCACUGUUGAUGAAAGCAAGAUCAUACCGGUAGAUCCUUCGCAGCCCCUCGACAAGGAACUCCUUGAUGCGUACGACAUCUGUGUGACAGGCGUUGCCCUUAAGCACUUUGAGAAUAGGCCCAGCUUGAAUGAUCUGGUUCAACACACAUGGGUGUAUGCGCGUGUGUCACCAUUACAGAAGGAGUUGAUCCUCACCACUCUCAAGUCCCUCGGUUACACUACGCUUAUGGCUGGCGACGGGACCAACGAUGUUGGCGCGCUGAAGCAAGCCCACGUCGGCGUCGCCUUGCUGGACGGUACCCCCGAGGAUCUGCUGAAGAUCGCUGAACAUCAGAAAAACGAGCGUAUCAAGAAGGUGUACGAGAGCCAGCUCAAGAUUUCGGCGCGCUUCGGGCAACCUCCGCCGCCUGUUCCUCCCGCUAUUGCUCAUCUUUACCCGGAUGUCGUCGAGGCUCAAAAGAAGGUCAAGACUGAGUUCCAGGAAGCCCGCAAGAAGAACCCGAUGGAGAAGUUCGACAUGGCCUCUAUCACCGAUAAAUUGGCCUCAAUGGAGGAUGAAGAUGACGUGCCCAAGAUUAAGCUAGGUGAUGCAUCAUGUGCUGCGCCAUUUACAUCGAAGCUGUCCAACGUACAAGCCAUCACGCAAAUCAUCCGACAGGGUCGCUGCACCUUGGUCGCUACUAUCCAGAUGUACAAAAUCCUUGCGUUGAAUUGCUUGAUCACGGCGUACAGUCUCAGUGUUCAGUACUUGGACGGCAUCAAAUUUGGAGACUAUCAAGUUACGAUUACUGGUAUGUUGAUGUCAGUAUGCUUCUACUGCAUAUCCCGCGGCAAGCCUGUCGAAAAGCUCUCUCGUGAACGACCUUUGGGCAAUAUAUUCAACCUAUACGUCUUGCUCUCGGUCCUGCUGCAAUUCGCUCUUCAUAUCGUGUCCUUGAUAUAUAUUACCCAACUAUCGCGCGUAUACGAGGAGCCUGGUCCGGUCGAUCUGGAGGCCAAGUUUGAGCCUAACCUCCUGAACACUGCCAUAUAUUUGCUCAGUCUAUCGCAGCAAGUGUCUACCUUCGUCAUUAAUUAUCAGGGCCGGCCAUUCAGAGAGGGUAUCCGAGAAAACCCGGCCUUAUACUGGGGCUUGGUUGGUGCCAGCGCUGUUGCUUUUUGUGGUGCAACCGACUUCGUCCCGGAGCUCAAUCGCUGGCUGCAAAUCGUCGAAAUGGACAGAACGUUUGCAUAUACAUUAACCGCCGCCAUGAUCAUCGACUUCGCCGGCUGCUGGGUUAUCGAGAUUGUAUGCAAAUGGCUAUUCGCAGAUCUCGAGCCCAAGGCUAUGAUCACUCGUGGCAGGGAGCGUCGCGAUGCCCGAAGACAAGAGGAAGCUGGCGCUGCGCCCAUGAAUGGGGAGGUCAAGAAAAACCAAUGA